This is a messenger RNA of Trichosurus vulpecula (common brushtail), 270 nucleotides long. Its product is annotated as barrier-to-autointegration factor-like. The transcript has a single exon. Gene Ontology annotation, molecular function: DNA binding. The coding region runs from base 1 to 270 and encodes 89 amino acids. NCBI's taxonomy places the organism in Eukaryota, Metazoa, Chordata, Mammalia, Diprotodontia, Phalangeridae. The record is from RefSeq and is a predicted model, not a curated record.
AUGACGACCUCCCAGAAACACCGGGACUUUGUGGCCGAGUCCAUGGGGGAGAAGCCCGUGGGGAGCCUGGCUGGCACUGGGGAAGUGCUGGGCAAGAAGCUCGAGGACAAGGGCUUCGACAAGGCCUAUGUGGUUCUGGGCCAGUUCCUGGUGCUGAAAAAAGACAAAGACCUGUUCCGAGAGUGGCUCAAAGACACGUGCGGGGCCAACGCCAAGCAGUCCUGGGAUUGCUUCGGCUGCCUGCAGGAGUGGUGCAAUGCCUUCUUGUGA